This is a messenger RNA of Triplophysa rosa, 2142 nucleotides long. It is a transcript of the gene brd9, whose product is annotated as bromodomain containing 9. Bases 111 to 2024 code for a protein of 637 amino acids. Gene Ontology annotation, cellular component: nucleus. The record is from RefSeq and is a predicted model, not a curated record. Lineage: Eukaryota; Metazoa; Chordata; Actinopteri; Cypriniformes; Nemacheilidae. Gene Ontology annotation, biological process: regulation of transcription by RNA polymerase II. The transcript has 17 exons.
CGCUAAUGUUGCUGUUUCGGCACCGAGAGAAACAAUUAAACAAACACACACACGCGCGCGGUUCUGUCCAAAACACACCGUCUGUUUACUCACGUAAAUAAAGUUUCACGAUGGGGAAGAAACACAAGAAGCACAGAACCGAAUGGAGAACAGUGGAGGGAGACUACGAGGACAAACCUUUAGAUAAGCCGCUGAAGCUGGUGCUCAAGGUGGGCGGCAGUGAAGUGACGGAGCUGUCCGGCUCGGGACAUGAUUCCAGUUACUAUGACGACCGUUCUGACCAUGAGUGGGAGCGUCACAAGGAGAAGAAGAAGAAGAAGAAAAAGAAAGCAGAGAAAGAAAAGCAUUUAGAUGAUGAAGAGAGGAGGAGGAGAAAGGAAGAGAAAAAGAAGAAGCGUGAGCGAGAACAGUCAGAAAACGCCGCCAAUGUGCCAGUGGAACCUUUCACACUGCCCAAGCCUGUGGAGGUUGUUCCGGAGGAGAAGAAACGGAAGCGGGAGAAGGUGGAGUCGGAAUCGGAGGCGGAGGCGGAGCAGCAGGCGGAUCGACCCGUGCGAGCCUGCAGAACUCAACAAGAAAACGAAUCUACCCCUCGGCAGCAGCUUCUAGAGCAUUUCUUGCGUCUGCUUCAGAGGAAAGAUCCACACGGAUUCUUCGCCUUUCCGGUAACAGACGCCAUCGCGCCCGGCUACUCCAUGAUUAUCAAGCAUCCCAUGGACUUCAGCACAAUGAAGGACAAAAUCGCAGCGAAUGAAUACAAAACCAUCACAGAAUUCAAGGCAGAUUUCAAGCUGAUGUGUGACAACGCCAUGGUUUAUAACCGACCGGAGACGGUCUACUACAAAGCUGCCAAGAAACUCCUUCAUACAGGCUUCAAAAUGAUGAGCAAAGAGCGGCUGUUAGCUUUGAAGCGCAGCAUGUCUUUCAUGCAGGACAUGGAUUUUUCUCAGCAGGCUGCCAUUCUGGGUGACGACGACAUCGCCCCUGAGGAACCCGUGCCAGAGAUGAUGCCCGUCCACACCGAAUACCCCAAAAAAUCCAAAAAGCAGCCUGUGAAAGAGCCCAUCAUCAGCGAUCUGUACGAGCUGGAGGGCAACGCGUGCAGUUUGACGGACAGCACGGCAGAGGAGCACGUCCUGGCGCUGGUGGAGCACGCAGCAGAUGAAGCACGCGAUCGAAUCAACCGCUUCAUGCCGAACUCUAAGAUUGGAUAUCUUAAAAAGGACGCUGAUGGUUCACUCUUCUACACGGUUGUGAAUCAGGAUCCUGAGACAGAAGCGGAUGAGACUCAUCCUGUUGAUUUGAGCUCUUUGGCUAAUAAACUCAUUCCUGGACUCACAUCCCUGGGCUUUAAAGACGACCGGAGACACAGAGUGACGUUCUUGAGCAGCGCUUACAACACGCAGACCCUUCAGAAUAACUCCAUUUAUCCUGAUCUGCUCCCGGAUGAGAGGGACAUGCUGUACUCGGCUUAUGGAGACGAGACGGGUGUGCAGUGUGCGCUCAGUUUGCAGGAGUUUGUUAAGGGUUGUGGGAGUUUUACAAAGAGAUUGGUGGAUGAUUUGCUGGAUACAAUGACAUUAGGUGAUCACUCAAAGGCCACCGUCCAGAUCCGACAGAAAAGGAACAUGUCUAGUUUAUGUGACCUGCAGGGAACAGUUGGAGGUGUUAUAGACAGCGGCUCUGUUCUGGAUUUCAUGUCCAUGAAGAGUUAUCCAGACAUGUCUUUAGAUAUGCUCAACACUUUAGGUAAAUGUGUAAAGAAGGAAACUGAACAUGAGGACGGUCAUUCACAUUUUGAUGACACGGCCAAACUCCUGCAGGAGUUCCAGGACGCAGCGGUGGACCGGGUCGGGUCCAGACCAUCAUCCAAUCUCUCCUCCUUGUCGAACGCUUCCGAACGCGACCAGCAUCAUUUAGGAAGUUCACCUCAUCUGGGUGUUGGUGACGGUCCAGCAGAGAUGGUUCAGGACCCGUAUGAGUUCCUGCAGUCUCCAGAGCCCAGCUCUACAGCUAACAGCUGACGGAUGGACACACAACACGGAUGAUGUUUUUCUCCUGUUCUGUGAUGUUAUUGUUUGGACUGUAAGUUUUUGUACAGAUUAAAUGUUUCGUGUCGUUUUUUAAAUAAAAGCCAAGUGG